AUGUCUGAUGACUCAUUACUUGAAAAUGAUGACGUUGAAGCGGUUGGGAAGAUGGACAACCAGCUGCAAUAUGAUAAGGAUUGUGACCAUAAGCGUCUGAAACUACAACUUGGAAUGCAGUUUAAAGAUGUGGAAGAAUGUAAAUCUGCAGUUAAGUUGUGGGCAAUUAUGAAUGGUUACAAUAUCAGAUGGGUGAAAUCUGAAUUUGAUAGAGUAAAAGCUAUUUGUGAAAAAGAAUGUCCUUGGAAGUUGUACGCUAGCACUUUAACACGUGAACCAACAUGUGUUAUCAAGACAUAUGUUGGUGAACAUGAUUGUGUAAGGCCUCUUCACAAUAGACAGGCUACUUCAGGAUGGAUUGCAGAACAAAUGUUUGAGCAUAUAAAGAGUAAUCCUUUGAUGAGAGCGCAAGAAAUACAACUGCUGCUUAGGAAGAAAUACAAUACUCGAGUGGAACUUUUGCAAUGCUAUAGGGCCAAGGACACAGCUUUGAAAAAGUUACGAGGAACCCUUGAAGAACAUUAUGCUAAGCUCAGAUCCUAUAUUUCAGAAUUGCAAAAAAGAGACACAGAUGGCAAUUUCUGUGUCAAAACAUAUUUGGAUAACGCCGAAAAGCCAGUAUUUCAGCGAGUAUACAUAGGUUUCUCUGCACUUCGUAAAGGAUUUUUCAUUGGAUGCAGAAAGUUUCUAUCAUUCGAUGCUUGUUUUCUUAAAACUACAGUUGGAGGGGCCUUACUUGCUGCAGUAUCAAAGGAUUGUAACCAAAAGAUGUAUCCGGUGGCUUGGGCAGUUGUGGAAAAGGAAAACGAAGAGACGUGGACGUGGUUUAUGGAGAAGUUGUUUGAAGAUUUUAGGAUUGGUGAUGGCUUUGGCUGGACUUUUAUGAGUGACAAACAAAAGGGUUUGAUUAAUGCAGUCCUCAUGUUGGCACCAAAUGCCGAGCACAGGCAUUGUGCUCGACAUAUUUAUGCCAAUUGGAAGAAGAAAUAUGCUGGGCCAAAGUUCCAACUUCUUUUCUGGAAUGUAGUGAAAAGCACAUGUCAGUCUGAAUAUAAUGCCAAUUUGGAUCAGCUGCGCGCAGAGUCGAACGAUGCCGCUGAGGACUUCUUGAGUCAGAAUCCUAAGACUUUUUGUAAGUCUCAGAUAAACUCAUAUACCAAACUUGAUACGGUGGAUAACAAUAUUUGUGAAGCUUUCAACAGUUACAUACUGAAGUUUAGGGACAAUCUUUUGAUAGACAUGCUUGAUGGGAUAAGGGUGCAACUGAUGACGAGGAUAUAUAAUCUGCACCAAGUUGCUGAAAGUAGCAAACAUGUCUUGUGCCUUAAUAUUAAAAAAAAAUUAGAAGAUGAUCUGAAACGUAUCAAUGAGUGUGAAGUUCAACCGACGGUGGGGGCAAAGUAUGAGGUUCACAUGUUUGAUGAUACACAUAUAGUUGAUCUUGUUCAGAGAGAUUGUAGUUGCCGGUAUUGGCAUCUUACCGGGCUGCCUUGUUAUCAUGCUUUGGCAAGCCUUGUACAUUGUAGGGAGGAUUAUGUGAGUUAUGUUGAUAGGUUUUACUACAAUUCCAAUUGGCAAGCAUGUUAUAGAAUUGGUUUACAACCAAUACAAGGAGAAAAAGAAUGGCCUUCGGUGAAUGAACCACCUGUGCUCCCACCUGUGUAUCAAAAGCAGCCCGGUAGACCCAAGAAGAUUAGAAAACGAGCGCGCGAUGAGCCUAAAAAGUCUGGAGAUGCCAAGUUAUCCAAGAAAGGAAAGGUAAAGAUGACUUGUAGGAAAUGUGGUGGGAUUGACCACAAUAAAAGGACAUGUAAAGCAGAAACCACCCUUGAGACAAAUGAGUUGAAGAGGCCAAGAGGAAGACCGAGAAAGAACACUAUAAGCUCAAGCAAUGCUUCAACACUUGGUGAUCAACCGACAAGUUCAAAGACGAGAGGAAGACCAAGAGGGAGCACUUCAAACCAAAAUAAUCUUGUUAUCAACACAGAGCAAAGAUUGGCAAGCCAAGGCUUCGGUUUGUUGGUGGCUGAUUCUGGAAAUGUGUAUAUGAGAAAUCCAGGUGGAAGAAGAGUGCAAGUUAUUCAUCAAGUUGGAUCCAGUCAAAAUUCACAAAUUACUGAUGGCCCAACACCUCCUUAAUAUAGAUGUCUAUGCUUAGAUUUGGUUUUUUGUCAUGAUCCUAAACUUUGAGGUUGUUAUUAGCGUUUUUUGGUGAUAUAUCCAACAACUUGAGAUGUAUUUCUGGUAACAACUUUUUUGUCUAUGAACAGCAUUUUUUGGUGAUA
Messenger RNA from Salvia miltiorrhiza (redroot sage), 2285 nucleotides. RefSeq lists its product as uncharacterized. The transcript has 4 exons. NCBI's taxonomy places the organism in Eukaryota, Viridiplantae, Streptophyta, Magnoliopsida, Lamiales, Lamiaceae. Gene Ontology annotation, molecular function: DNA binding; zinc ion binding. The record is from RefSeq and is a predicted model, not a curated record. Bases 1 to 2139 code for a protein of 712 amino acids.